Chelonus insularis is the source of this 2369-nucleotide messenger RNA. RefSeq names its product zwei Ig domain protein zig-8-like. The transcript is spliced from 8 exons. The coding region runs from base 527 to 1486 and encodes 319 amino acids. NCBI's taxonomy places the organism in Eukaryota, Metazoa, Arthropoda, Insecta, Hymenoptera, Braconidae. Gene Ontology annotation, cellular component: neuron projection membrane. Gene Ontology annotation, biological process: synapse organization. The record is from RefSeq and is a predicted model, not a curated record.
CGAAACGCACGCUCGUGCCUACACGCGUGUUCUUUUCAAAGUCUCUUGAUGUGAUUUUUUAUAUAAUUAAUUUUUUUAAUUUGUUUUUAUCAUGAAAAGUCAAAGUGAAAAUUUUAUUCUCUAAUUGGGAUUACAUUUGUGGUGUUAAAGUUUUUUUUUGUUCUGUUGGAUGAAUGUCAACAAACAAGUGAAGAUCACUUUGAUGAAAAAAUGUAUUAAAAAAAGAUCAAAGUAUAGAGGAAAAAAAAACAUUUUUAUUCAUAUAAAUAAACGUCAAAAAUAGUGUAUUCGUCAGUGGUGAUUAUAAAAUUGUUAUUGGUGGAAUCAAUUAAGGUGUCACUUUUAUUACGUGAAUAUGUGAUAUGUCAUAUGUAUGUGUGUGUGUAGAGCUGCAAAGUGACAUAUUAUUCAUCGGAGUAAAUUUGGAAGUCCAACCAGGAAGGAAGUGUUUAUUAAAAUCACGAGGCUUCUAAUCCGGGUGUAACGCUCGACGUUUACGUGUCCGGAACGAAAACUAUGCGGGACGAUGAGGUGGCUAAGAAUCGGUGGUCUACCGAGUGGAAGACGAGAAUUGGAAGGAUGCCAACAAAAGGCCCAAAUGUCCAUCAUUUUUCUUUUCAUUUUCUUUGCAAAGACUUCGAUAUCUGCUCCAGUAGAAGAUCCAAACGAUCUUCAAGAGGAUAUGCCAGUUUUCGAGCAAACAGUCACCAAUGUCACAGCAUUUGUUGGACAGACAGUUUACCUACCUUGCAAAGUGAGGAACCUGGGUGACAAAGUGGUUUCAUGGAUGCGUAGCAGAGACUUACAUAUUUUAACAUCUAGUGAUAUCACCUUUAGUUCCGAUUCCAGAUUUAGUCCUGAACAUAUGCCCGGAAGUGAUGCCUGGACAUUAAAAUUAGAAGGCACACGAAAAUCAGACUCGGGUACUUAUGAGUGUCAAGUUAAUACGGAGCCAAAAAUCAUGUACACCAUUUUACUGCUUGUUCGAGAUUCUGACAAUUUCGAAGCAUUUGAUUCUCCACAUUCUCAGCAAACCCAAACAAGCUAUGAAAGUACGGCUCCAGUUGCAGCCAUAAUGGGUCCACGAGAGCAACGGGUUCCAUCAGGUUCAACGGUCACCCUGAAAUGUAUAAUAACAUCACCGUAUCAGCCUCGACCCAUUAGAGGUGCACAAUGGCUUCGGGACAAUAUACUCCUGACAUUCCAGGGACGAAGUGGUAUAGUUAUUGAAACGGAGAAGGUUGCUGGUCGUACCGUCUCCGAAGUAACAUUGUCUUCUGUAGUGGUUGGAGACUCUGGUAAAUAUACUUGUCGACCGACAGAAGGAAGAGCUGAUAGUGUGUAUUUAACAGUUGAGCCAGGUGAACGUACUGAAGCCAUGCAACGAGAUGCCAGUUAUGUUGCAUCAUCAGCGAUAAAAACAAUCAAUCAACUCAACACUUUUAUCGUAUUUCUUGGCUUUAUGCUCAGACAUUUUUACUAUUGACAUCAAUAGCUCUCUAUGCAGUAUUUUUUUAUAUGCACAAUAAAAAAAAAUCCAACUGUUUCUGUGUUGAAAAGAGUCCAAAAUGAAUUUUUACAGUAUUUUUUUGUAUUUACAAUUUAGGUGGAAAAUUUAGAUUGCGUUGAAGUAAUUUUAUUUUUUUAAUAGUUUGGAAUAGGUGAGAACAUUGAUUGGAAUGUAUAGACAUUUAUUAAAUAGCACAAAAGUAUGUAAUUUAAAAACUAAUUAGUCCGAGUGCUGAUGCAAUUUUGAAACAGGGCAUUUUUCAUGUACCACGUGGGUUUAUCGGUAUUACACUGACCCAAUCGGUAAUCGGGAAUGCGCACAAUCCAAAGUAAUGAUUUCUGCGCAUAUAAGUCGAUCGAUAAGUACACUGUAAUACCGAUAAACUCACAUGGUAAUCAAUUGUAGGUUAGCAUGAUAAAUAAUGAUAGUUGAAAUCAUUAAUGUUAAUAUAAAAGUUAAUUCCUUGAUUUAUGUUUUUUCUUGGUGUUUCACUUUACCCCACCUUCCUCUAAUUACACUUCUUAUUGCCCGUCUUCUCCGUUGCACCAGGACUGGAUUAAAAAUCAUCUUUAAGAAAGAUAAAUAUUACUCAGAAGUAACAUUAUUUAUUUAAUAGAAUAUUGAUAUUUUUUAAAUUCGAUCAAUUUUUUAUCACUCUUAGAAUAAGAGAAACUUAAAGUUAGAGAUUUGCACAUUUUAGAUAAAAAUAUCAAUAUUGAGACAUUAAUUAUUUAAAAAUAUUUAAUUGUAUAUCUUGUAAGCUUUAUUUAUACUCUGGGGGCCAAAUUAUUGACCUGUUCCACUUGAUUAAAUAGAAUAAUGUAUUUAAAAAUAUCUGAGUGGAUGUAAACGAAUUUUU